This is a messenger RNA of Verticillium alfalfae VaMs.102, 933 nucleotides long. Its product is annotated as multidrug resistance protein fnx1. Lineage: Eukaryota; Fungi; Ascomycota; Sordariomycetes; Glomerellales; Plectosphaerellaceae. The coding region runs from base 1 to 933 and encodes 310 amino acids. The transcript has 3 exons. Gene Ontology annotation, biological process: basic amino acid transport; transmembrane transport. Gene Ontology annotation, cellular component: fungal-type vacuole membrane. The record is from RefSeq and is a predicted model, not a curated record. Gene Ontology annotation, molecular function: basic amino acid transmembrane transporter activity.
AUGGCCGCCGAACCAAGCGCUGCGCCGAUAUUGGAUGAACGAGCACCCCUUCUCUUGAGCUCAUCGGCGACAAUCUCUGUGACCAGUGACUCGAGUUAUGACGCGUCUGACGAGGGGGCUUCGGUUGGCCCUCGCGAUGAGGAAGCAUCUAUAGGACGAGAUGGUGUCGCGCCGACCCCCCGCGCCGCCAUCGUGCGCAUCGUCGCCAUUCUUCUCCUCGGCACCUUUACCUCCAACGCCGACGGCAGUCUGGUCCUAGCGACACACCCGACCAUUGCUUCCGAAUUCAACGACCUCGAGGAUUCGAGCUGGCUGUUCACAGCUUUCGCUCUCGCCGGCGCGUCCACACAGGCCAUCUACGGCAAGCUCAGCGAUAUCUACGGCCGCAGGGCGUUGCUCGUCGUGGCAUACUCGCUCUUCGCGCUGGGAUGCUUCAUUGUAGGCAUUGGAGGGUCCAUGGGGGAGGUUGUGCUUGGUAGGGUCAUAUCAGGGUCUGGCGGAUCGGCCAUGAACGUCGUUGCUGCGCUGGUCAUCACGGAUCUCGUCCCGCUGCGCGACGUCGCCGCCUGGCAAGCAACCAUCAACCUUGCAGCGACCAUCGGACGCAGCCUCGGCGGUCCCGUGGGAGGAUGGCUCGCAGACACGAUCGGUUGGCGCUGGUCCUUCCUCGGCCAGGCGCCAAUCUUCAUGUUCGCGCUGCUCCUCUGCAUGGCCUACCUCCCAUCCACGACCAAGCGCACAGCGGCCCCCGCCAGCGCGGCGGAUCAGUCGACGGCCAAGACACCAGAACCGAGCAAGGGAUCCCUCUCCCGCAUCGACUGGCUCGGGGCCCUGCUCCUCGCCCUUACGAUCCUCGCCUUCUCGCGCCCAUCGACUCGGCGCAGCAGAUCCCUUGUUCCCACCCCGCUGCGCCGUCGUCAUGGGCCCCCAUGA